Kogia breviceps (pygmy sperm whale) is the source of this 3049-nucleotide messenger RNA. It is a transcript of the gene IHO1, whose product is annotated as interactor of HORMAD1 1. The record is from RefSeq and is a predicted model, not a curated record. NCBI's taxonomy places the organism in Eukaryota, Metazoa, Chordata, Mammalia, Artiodactyla, Physeteridae. Gene Ontology annotation, cellular component: condensed nuclear chromosome. Gene Ontology annotation, biological process: meiotic DNA double-strand break formation; homologous chromosome pairing at meiosis; DNA recombination.
GAACUUAUGUUUCAUUUUAUCUUGAUCUAUAUUGGGGAGCUUAUAUGUGUGGGAAUCAUUUUCUGAUGCCUUCAGUGGUAAUAUACAAUCUGAUAGAUGUGAAUGUUCUGUGGGAUCAGGGAGACAAAAUUUAGAAAUUGGGCUUGUUUCAUAAAAUCCAGGCUCAAUGAUCAUCAUAAUGAACUGUAUUACACAGUAUGUUGGAUUGGCAGUGAGGAGAGUAGGACACUGCUUGUAAGAGGCGUGGGAAGGCACUUUUGCCCAAAGCACUCACUCUUCAACUAGCUUCUUACUGCCCAAAUUCCACAGCUCUCUUGGCAUUCCAAUAUCCUAUGGACUGAGAAGAAUAAGUCUUCUUGGGAAAGGUUAUAGAUUAAGUCAUUCAUUGUAUAGGCAGUGAAAGAGGUGUUUAUUGGUCUUUUUCUAAAAGCAGAUUAUUAGUAGGCUGGCAGAACAAGAAAUGAGAGCAAAGGAUGGAAGGCAAAUUUACUGUUUCACAGGUGGCUGGGCUCUCUCUGGUAUCAAGGAGGGGAAUUUGUAUGCAAUUUAACUGCAAAAAAACCCCAAAACAAACCACAAAACCUAUUUCUGGCACAUAGGUAAUGGGAAUUUUCACCAAUUGGAUGUGAAUAUAACUGCUGAGAUGUCCUCGUCUACAUAUAAUAGUCACCAGUAAAGUAAUCUUUGGAAAAAAUUAUAAUAUGUUAACCUUUUAAAUGAAUGUUCCUCUCUUCUUUUUAAAAGGAAUAAUUAUAAGACAUGAAUUUUAAUGUCUGGAAUAUCAAAGAGAUGCUCAGUAUUCCCUCAGGCUCUGGGGCCACUAAGUCAUCUAACUGGAAUAAUAAUCAGACUGACUACUCUAGUCUCAGUGAUUCCCAGUUCCUUUUUGGAUCCCAGUUCUGUCCAGAAAAUUCAGAGACCCCGUCAACACCCUUGGACUUUGGUGUCCACUUGAGACAUCCAAAACAGUCGCAACAGAAUUCUCUGGAUAGUGAACCUAGUAUUUUCAUAAAGUACCAAACAAAACCCCAGCUGUUUGGAAGAGAUACAAAAGAUGGAGGCUUAUUUCCUCUUCCUUUGUCAGUUGGAAAAUCAAAAGGCCUCUUGGAACAGUUUGAGGAGAAAAAGAAAAGUGAAAAAGACAAAUGUGACAGUGAGACUCUAUACAAUUUCAUUUCCCAUAUCAAAGAAAGCAUUAACAGGUUACAGACAUCUGUGGAAAAAUCUGAGGAAUUUCUCAGUUCCAGAAGCCAAUCUAUUUUGGAAUCUUUGGAAACUGUGGCCAAGACAUUGCAAGAGACCAUGAAGGCAGCCCAGAGUGAUCUGGUGUUGGAAACAGUGUGGGACAAAUGCAACAUGGAACAGGCCAUCCUUGAGCUGCAAAAGAGAUUUGAAGGUAGACAAGCAGAGUUUAUAGAAAUGAAGUCCAACCUGAAGCACCUUGAAGUUUUAGUUGCUCAGCAGAGUAAGGACUUCCAGCAGCUGUGUGAGCAGCUAGGCCAGCUGAAUAUGCCCAGUGUCCUAGCAGAGCUAAAUCAAUUGAUCUCUGUCCCUUGGAUACCCAGACAUGUGAAGGACAGUGCUUCUCAGACUUCACCAUCUCUGGCCCAGAGCCUCAGUUUCACCAGGCAGGAGAAAUAUGCCUCUGAGGAACCAGUUAUGUGGCAGGUCCAGGCCCUCCCUGCUGCAUGCAAUCUUAGUGUGGGCUCCUUGAGGCCUGGAGAGUCUGGCAUCUGGGGUGAGGGAGCAAAGAGUAGUGCUCUCCAAGAAGAGGCUGUGCCGCUGGCAGUUGGAACUGGCAAAAGAAGCAGGCAAAUCAAGGAUAAGGCAGUGCAGACUAACUGCCAGAAUUGUGCUAUUACUAAAACAGGCUCUGAGAACCAUGGCUCUGGCGUCCUGGGCCACAAGAUUCCUGAAGACAGGGACCUGGUUUCCCAAGGAGCUUCACGGCUUAUAUCACUGGAUUUAAACAACUUUGCAACCAGCAUUAAGAACACCUGCCAAAAAUGUCAAGCCAAAGGCAUGUUUCCGUGUAACCCUUGUGAACAAAGGUUGAUGACUGAACAGAAAGGCAGAACUGUAGAAAGAGGGGGGAAAGGCAAAAAGCAGCAUCCCAGGAAAGCCCCCAGAAGCAGGCUCCUAGCCAGGAAGCAAGAACAAACCCCAGGCAAGAACAAACCCCAAGCAAAACUUGCUUCCAAUUCUAAAUAUCCUCACCCUCCAGUUUCCAUCUCACAAAGGCCCCCCCAGGGGCGGCAGGAAUCCCUUGCUCAGCCCCUGCAUCUUCAGGGCCCCAGGAGCCCCACAAAACCAGUCUGCUCUGCUCUGAGAGGAACAGUCAUGCCCAGUAAGACAGCAAGGGCGGUGCAAGGGAAUCUCUUGCAGUACAGUGGGCAUGCUUCCCAAGACAACAGCCUGCUUUCUCACAGUUCCCAGGGGGACCAACAGAUGAGCUGGUUCAGUGACCUCAACGUCAGAAAAGAGCCCCCUCAGUGCAAGGAGCCAGGGAAGAAUAUGCUCUAUGACCUGGGUUUUGAUAGCAGUGAUGAUGGCUUCUGACCAGCCCAUAGUGACUUCAGCUGAUGGUUUAUUGGUCUCAGUUGGAAAGACAAAUCACAGAACACUUUGGGCUGGCUAACAGCAGAAACUUCCCAAAGGCCUGCCUGGAACCCUCAGAGUCAGAGGCUAUGCUUUGGAGGGGGUGGUGGUCAGGGUGGUGGUGCAGGGCUGGGGAGCAGAUCUGGCACUCUGGGUACCAGGUGCUGCCCAUGACAGAGCAUAGAGAUAAAUACACCCUUAUUUAUGGGAAUGAAAUGUGUGCAGAGGUGGUGAUGAGAGCUGGGGCAGCAGCCUGGGUGCGGGGCAUAAGGAGGAGGGUGUUGUAUUUGGUAGAAGGAGGGCUGCCUUCCAUAUGGAAUAUCCAGUAGCAGAAGGGCUCUCACAAAACUGUUGGUGUAGCAGCAAGUCUCCCAAACACAACAUUUUUGGUCUUCAAACAUUUCCUUCACAUGACCAAUAUCUUUCUGGAGCUCAGGAUUUUUUAAAAAAA